GGGCGCUCUACCUACUCAGCAAUGGCAGCAUCAUACACGUCCGUAUAACAAUAAGUGACCUCCCAAGAUGGCGUCAUUCAAAGGAUGUGUGGUUUCUGUAUUUGUUUUUUAAACAUAGUAGACCUGCCGCCCGAAGAAUAUGGAGAUCAAAUCUGGGGAAGAAGUCGGCAGUGAGAAUCCCGUCCGCCUGUUUGAGCUAAGUGGGGCGGUAGUCAGCUCCAUCAUGGGACAAGUUGAAAAAGAAGUUUGGGAACUUCCAGGUCCUAUACUCCAGGGUAUCUUGCCUCUAUUGAACAUCUAUUAUCUGGAAAGAAUUGAAGAGACUGCUGUGAAAAAAGGACUCUCAACUGAACCAAUAUGGUGCAAGCUAUGGUUUGACAUCAUGAAAACAAGACCUUCUAGAUUAGAGAAUAUCAAGUGUUGGAGGAAGAAGUUCCUUGAAACUUUCUUCUCAAAUGUGCUGCGUGGGAUCUUGGAUGUGUCGUCACAUCAACGCUUGAGUGAUCCUUGUUUUUUGCCCCUGCUAUAUACUUCAAGGCAUAUAUCUGAGCUUACUAUUUACAAUAUGCUUGAUGGUGUCUCAGAGCUGAUGGCUCAACACAAUCGGUGUGUCCUUGAAAACUUGGCUAUUUCACUUAGAACUCUGACUUUCCGUCACCUCCUUUCCACCAAUCUGUCUACUAGACAUCAAUUGAGUUUAUUCCUUCAUCGUCUAAUUCAUCAUGGGGCAGUAAACUACCUAUCUAUGUACUCAUGGCCUGAUCCUGACCAAGCACUUCUAGCUCUCAUUUUGAAAAUGAGUGCUGGGAUUUGGAAUCCUAGUAAGACAUUAAUGAAUGCAGAAUUUUGCCAUCUGUGUAGAGACAAAUUGACUGAACAGAGCCAAAAGCUGGAUCAGGAAUGUAGGCCUCCUUUGGGUUCAGACCAACUGUUUCCUACAGCAACAUCUGGCCAAUUUAGCAAUAAUCAGUUGAGGAAUGUGAAAAUCUUGCCCAGUAUGUCUCAAGAAUUUUCCCUGGGCUUUGAAGAUGCUGGAGAGAUAUUCAGUACCAGCAAUAAAAGCUUUAGUGAACCAUCAGACUGCCAAUUGGGUAACAGUUCCUACAAAAGUCAUGGGCCACACAAUGCUAGCUCAGAAGAUUUUAGUGCUGAAGUAGCAUCUGUUAGCUUUCCCCCAACAAAUCCAUCUCAAGGCAGCCUUGCUUUGGGAAAAUCUCCGAAGAGGCGCAAAGCUGUAAUAACAAAGAAGCACAGCAUCCAUCAGAAAACUAGCAAUAUCACUACUGAGAUGGAAGACCUGUAUGAUUUUGUCUUCACAAUUGCAAAGGAAGAGGAGGAGAUGGCAUUCUAUCACAAAAUAAGGAAUGUUGACAGGGAAGAACAUUUUGAUAAUGAAUCCUCUUUCCCAGCAGAGGCUUCUAGUGUGACUGAUAAGGUUUCCUUAGGGGGAACCAGAACUAUUGGGAUCACUUCAAUGAAGAUAAUUAGCCAUUUUCGAAGCGUAUCCACAUUGGAAAUAUUCUCUGUCCCACUGACCAAGAAUACAUGCCAGAUGCUUGGUAACCUGUUGAGCUCUUGGGUAGCUUUAGAAAAGCUUAUUCUUACUUUGAAUGGCUUAGGCCUUGGUAUCUUCAGCAUCCUUUCUGGACUCCGAAUUCUUUCUCAGUGCAAUGAUUACUGCCUCCGUGUGGUACGCAUCAGUGAUAUGUUUGCUCAUGUUCCAUGUAUGAAUCUUGUCCAUUCUCUUUUGAGUGCUGUACCAUUGCUUCGGAUGCUUUUGGUCAGCUUUGAUCUCAAAACUGCAGCCGAGUGGAAUAGACUGGAAGAAGACAUGGGCUCAUCAUCCUUAGUAGAAAAAAUUCCAGAGACUUACCUGGAGCAGCUUGAGAUCAGAUUUCCCAGAGAACCUCUUCAAACAAGUCUCCUGGCACCUGUACUGAAAGCUUCAGGGUCUCUCAAGAGUUUUUCUCUAGACAGUGUUGCAAUUUCUUAUCCUCAAGAGGUUGGGCUACUCCUGCAAGCCCUCAAAGAAUAUAACCCAAACCUGAAGAAACUAAAUUUUCAUGAUGUCAACCUUUCUGAACAUUCAAAAGAAGUCCUCCUUAUUCUACAGAGCCCAAUUCUUCAAGAGAUCAGUUUUUCAUUUUGCCGACUGUUUGAAAACUGUACAGCUGAGCUUCUGACUGAAAUGAUUACUGCCAUGAAGAAGAAUUCAUCGCUAACGACCCUCAAACUCCCUGGAAAUAGACUUGGAAAUCAUAGAUUGAUUGCACUGGCUGACAUCUUUGCUGGAGAUUCAUCCUCUUCUAUCAGUCAUCUGGACAUAAGCUCCAACUGUAUUAAGCCUGAUGGGCUUCUGGAAUUCACCAAAAAGCUGGAAAGUUACACAGCUGAAUGCAGAGAAUGUAUCAAACUGACCAAACUGUGCCUCUAUCAGAAUUGGCUGGACCAGGAUGCUGUCACUGCUCAAGAAGCCCUUUCAAGACUAAAAGCUAUAUGCAAUGUAGUUAGUGAUGCAUGGGACUCAUCACAGGCCUUUGCGGACUACAUCAGUGUAAUGUAAGAAGUACAUUAAUGGGGAGUGUCUUCUAAUAAAUCUGCUUAACAUUU
This is a messenger RNA of Crotalus tigris (Tiger rattlesnake), 2610 nucleotides long. RefSeq names its product leucine rich repeat containing 41 (gene LRRC41). The transcript is spliced from 10 exons. The coding region runs from base 140 to 2563 and encodes 807 amino acids. NCBI's taxonomy places the organism in Eukaryota, Metazoa, Chordata, Lepidosauria, Squamata, Viperidae. The record is from RefSeq and is a predicted model, not a curated record. Gene Ontology annotation, cellular component: nucleus; cytoplasm.